Molecule: messenger RNA, 3627 nt
Organism: Bactrocera latifrons
Lineage: Eukaryota; Metazoa; Arthropoda; Insecta; Diptera; Tephritidae
Product: probable ATP-dependent RNA helicase YTHDC2
Exons: 4
Coding region: 151-3492 (1113 amino acids)
Cellular component (GO): intracellular anatomical structure
Molecular function (GO): RNA binding; ATP binding
Source: RefSeq, a predicted model, not a curated record
CUCUUACAAUUGUGGUGAAAUUUCAUUAUUGGUAGUUUACUAAUGCAAGAACAGUUGUAAAGAGGUGAUGAAAGUCCUGCAAAUACAUCUAAAAAGGAUCCGAAUAAAGUUUUUAAAAAGUUGAAAAUUUCAGAGUAUUAAUAAGUAAAAAUGACUGAAGAUGAAAACAUUGCAAAACAAAUGAUGACGACAAGAUCCCAUAAUAAAGAAAAAAACGUACACAAUGAAGUACAUUUACCUGAAGGCGACCGGUUACAAUUGCAACAGCGCAUAUCAGAAUUCAUGGCCGGUACAGAAGUUGAGUUGAUUAUUCCAGGGUUAUCCAAUGCCCAAAGGAAAUAUGCUCAUAAAUAUAUUGCUCGCCUUGGACUAUUGUCAAGAAGUUAUGGCUCGAAAAAUAACCGCGUAUUACAUAUUACACACCGUAAACGUCUAAAAUCAUCAGGGUGUUUACAUAAAGUUGAAUUGUCGUCUGCUAGUCGAUCGGUAUUGGAAAAAUUACAUUUAUAUGACACCCCUUCAACUGAGAGAAACGCAUUUGAACGUCGGCAACGUCUACAAAAAAAGAACCGACUGCGUAGCGAGGCCCUAUUAGGUGGAUUGGGACCACGUCUUGUGCCACCCCAUCCAAAGCGCAUAUCUACCGAGCUUUAUCGGGACAAAAGAGAACUUCCAAUUUACUUUUAUCAAGAUGAGAUAAAUAAAAUUUUGAAAGAAAGUCACGUUUUUAUUAUUAGUGGGGAAACUGGUUCGGGGAAAACCACCCAAGUGCCACAAUAUAUUUUAAACGAUAGUACGCGUAGAAGUCGUCCAUGUAGAGUAGUCGUUACACAACCGAGACGAGUAGCAGCAGUUUCUGUUGCCAAUAGAGUGGCAGAAGAAAGGGGUGAACAAAUUGGAGAUACUGUUGGUUAUCAAAUACGUUUGGAAAGUCGCGUUCAGAAAAAUACAAAUUUAAUCUACACAACAAGUGGUUGUCUACUACGAUCCAUAAUGACUGAUGCGAAUGAUUUCUUUCGAAAAAUAUCUCAUUUAGUAAUUGAUGAAAUUCACGAACGAGAUAAGUACACUGAUUUUAUACUUAUAACCAUUAAGGACCAACUACGAAAAAAUAAAGAUUUCAAAGUUAUUCUAAUGUCAGCUACAAUGGAUAUAAAUUUAUUAUCAAUAUACUUCGAAAACUGUCCAGUGGUAAAUGUACCCGGUCAGGGUUAUAAUGUAAAAAUUUUCCACCUUGAAGACAUUCUUUAUAGAACGGGCUACCGAACCGCUUUAAUGGACAAAUAUUUACGCUCAAUGAACGAAAUCGGCAUAGCAAAGUGUAGGGAAAUAUAUACGAACACUGACAAAGAUGAGAGCAAAUCAAAUGGAAUGCAAUCAAAUAUAAAUGAUACACAUUUACAACUCAGUUUAGAUACCCUCAUUGAUCAGUGCUUUGCUGAAAACUACCAAUACGAAGAGGAAUUAUUCGCUUUGUUUGAUCAAAUUCAGUAUUUUAUUGAAAGUGAAGGUAUGCCAGUAGAUACGAUGCAUUCACGAACAGGAACAACCGCACUUAUGGCAGCUAGUAAAUGUAAUUUGCCAAAAUAUUUGAAACUAUUUCUGCAUCAUAAAGCUAAUGCCCAUCUAGUUAAUGUCGAAGGCUUUACUGCUCUCGAUUACGCGAACAUGCAUUCGGAUAAAAGUUGUACGAAAAUAUUGCAAAGUCUGGAUACCGUUCAGAAAGAACAAAUGAUAUUAAGCGAAGAAUUGCACGAACAGCAACGUAUUUUAUAUGCCUAUCAGAAGCAAUUUAAUGAUGAGAAUGAAGUUGAUCAUGAUCUGAUUUUAUCACUAAUAGAAGGUCUUUAUCGUAGUCCACACCCUGGUGCUAUCAUGGUAUUUCUGCCAGGAUACAAUGAUAUAGUGCAACAAAGAGAUCUUAUUCAAAGUACACUUCCAGUUAAUACAUUUCGGAUAUGUAUUCUUCAUGGUCAGAUGGAUUCAAACGAUCAGAUUGAAGCCCUGCAAAGACAUUCAGUUCGAAAAAUAAUACUAUCUACAAAUAUUGGGCAGACGUCAAUAACAAUACCAGAUUUGGCCUACAUUAUUGAUUCGGGAAAAGUUAAAAUGAAAACGCAUGAUUCAAUAACGGAAUCGUCUCAACUUCAGUCAGUAUGGAUAUCAAAAGCAGACGCAAAUCAACGGUCUGGACGUGCUGGUCGGACUCAAAAUGGUGUUUGUUAUCGAUUAUUUUCUACGGCAACAUAUGAGUAUAUGCCGAAGUUUAGUGUUCCCGAAUUUAUGCGGAUUCCCUUGACCGAAAUUUGCUUAUACGCAAAGACGCUAGAUCGUCAAAGCGAUGUACAAUCAUAUUUAGCUCGUUCUUUAAACCCUCCCUCAAACGUAAGUGUACAGAAUGCUAUUAAAAAACUGCAAAUACUAGAAGUGUUUGAUGGCGAUGAAAACGUUACGGAGUUAGGCAGACAUCUAGUUGAAAUUCCCUUAGAUGUUCAGCUUGGCAAAUGUUUGAUGUACGGAAUUUUUUUAAAAUGUUUUGAUUCUAUAUUGACAAUUGUUGCUUAUCACUCUGUAAAAGAUCCUUUCAUCUUACCAACAGACCGUGCAGCCCAAGGUCCUGCUUCAUUCCAGCGUAAAUCUUUUGCAGGAAAGACUUUUAGUGAUCAGCUGGGUAUAUUAUUGUUAUAUAAAUCUUAUUGCUCGGUUCGUAACAAUAAAAAACGUGUUCGAGAGUUCUGUAGCAAAUACUUCCUGUCACACUCUGCUAUGGAAACAUUUUGCGCAACGCGACGUCAAAUAGCUGACUUGUCAUCACAAAAAUUUCAUGUUGGCCAAGAAGCAUCUCUAUUCAAUGAUGACUGGAAUAUUGUUCGUUGCUGUUUGGUUGCCGGCUUCUAUCCUAAUGUGGCAGUAAUUGAUCGUGAACAUAAAACUAUAAUAUCGGGGGCCGAGAAACGAUUGCUUCUACAACGGACGUCCGCAUUGAACCCUCCUGGUAUGAAGAAUUUUAAAGAAUUCAUUGAUGAGUUACCAUACGAUUGGGUGGUGUUCUAUGAAAAAACACGUGUUGGGAAAACUUGUUCCCUAAACAUGAACACUGUAGUUUCACCAGUAGUAAUUAUUCUUCACUGUGGCAAAGAUUGUUUACUGGAUGAAGAUAUAUCAGACAACUCUGAAAUAUCAGAUAACGAAGAAUCGCUUUUAGAAGAUAGUUCAGAUGCAAAAAUAAACGAAUUACUAAAUAAAAGCGUAACAACACUUUCAUUAUCAGAACCUACAGCAGCCAAUAACCAAAGCGCUAUAAUGUCUUUAGAUCAUUGGAUAAAAUUUGAAUUACCUACCAAAGACGCUAAAAUGCUCUUACAACUUCGAGUUCUAAUUAAAUCUCAAUUUGAAGCAUUUUUACGAAGUGGACAUUGUAUGCAAACAUCAACUUCAGUUUAUUGCAUACAAAAACUACUUCAUAGUUUAGAAAAUAUUUUUCCAACAUAAAUUACACUUGUUUUUACCUAUAUGUAUUGUAAUACUUAAUACCGCAAGUACUGUCUUCAUUUCGUAACUGUGUUAUGUAUUGUCAAUAUGAAAUUUUAUAUAUCCAUAUUAUGUAAAUACAUAAUUCAUUAAAUA